Suillus bovinus is the source of this 489-nucleotide messenger RNA. RefSeq lists its product as uncharacterized. The coding region runs from base 1 to 489 and encodes 162 amino acids. The record is from RefSeq and is a predicted model, not a curated record. Lineage: Eukaryota; Fungi; Basidiomycota; Agaricomycetes; Boletales; Suillaceae. The transcript has 2 exons.
AUGGCACUUGGUGCACUCUACAUUAAGAGGACCAAGAUUAUGGAUAUUUAUAGGCUCCCUGUAUGGUUGAGCUCCAUCAGGGAUAGGAAUAAUGUGGUUGAUAACUUCUUGAUCCUCUGCCUCAUGCUCCUCACGUUGUUGAACCUCUUGAGCUCUUCUCCUUUCUUCAUCAGCUUUGUGAUUUUCUUGAGAAGCACUCCUCCUCUUCAUGCUGCUGCAUUUCAAAAGCAUGUUGAUCCAGUCUCUGGAUUCUCUGAGCUUCUUGCAGCUGUAGAUGAAGAGCCUCCUGCUGCUGCAAUUGUGCCAGUCCUUGGAUCCUCUGAGCUUCUUGCUGCUGCAGGUGAAGAGCCUCCUGCUGCUGCAAUAGUGCCAGUCUCUGAAGCCUCUCAGCUUCUUGCUGCUGCAAUUGAGCCUGUCUUUGGAUCCUCUCAGCUUCUUGCCGCUGCAGGUGAAGAGCUUCCUCAUGUCGCCAUUGAGCCUCUCUAUUGA